Molecule: messenger RNA, 1536 nt
Organism: Perkinsus marinus ATCC 50983
Lineage: Eukaryota; Perkinsozoa; Perkinsida; Perkinsidae
Product: RNA helicase, putative
Exons: 1
Coding region: 32-1375 (447 amino acids)
Biological process (GO): P-body assembly; cytoplasmic stress granule assembly
Cellular component (GO): cytoplasmic stress granule; P-body
Molecular function (GO): mRNA binding; ATP binding; RNA helicase activity
Source: RefSeq, a predicted model, not a curated record
CAACUAAACCGUUAUUGUAACGCCGUCGAACAUGCCAACCACUACUGCCAAUUCUGCUCAGAUUGGCACCUCGACUAAGCCCUUGGUCCCGAAGGAACAAAUCAAAGGCGACGAUGAUGCCACCGUGGAUGUCACGGAGGCCACUAAAGAGCUGCUUACUUCCGAUGAUUGGAAGAGUAAAAUUGAACGCCCCACCGCCGAUACUCGCGUGAAGACUACUGAUGUUACUGCUACUAAGGGUAACGACUUUGAGGACUACUUUUUGAAGCGCGAGUUGCUUAUGGGUAUCUUUGAGAAGGGUUUUGAGAAGCCCUCACCUAUUCAGGAGGAGUCUAUCCCUCCAGCUUUGGCCGGUAAGAAUAUUCUUGCUCGUGCUAAGAAUGGUACUGGUAAGACCGCCUCAUUCCUUAUCCCUAUGUUGGAGAAGGUUAAUACCGACAUCACUGAUGGCAUUCAAGGACUUGUCCUCGUACCUACCAGAGAAUUGGCUUUACAGACAUCUGCUGUUGCCAAGGAGCUUGGCAAGUAUAUGGAUGCUCAAGUUAUGGUUACCACUGGUGGUACUUCUUUGAGGGAUGAUAUUAUGCGUUUGUACAACACGGUGCAUAUCCUUGUUGGUACUCCUGGACGUGUUCUGGAUCUUACCAACAAGGGCGUUUGCUCUUUGAGUGAUACUUGCACUAUGUGUGUGAUGGAUGAGGCUGAUAAACUUUUAUCCCCCGAAUUCCAACCUGUUGUCGAAGAAUUGGUGCGGUUCCUACCCAAGGAGAAGCGUCAGAUUCUCAUGUUCUCUGCCACCUUCCCGGUUACCAUAUUGGACUUCAAGAAUAAGUAUAUGCCCGAUGCUGUUGAGAUCAACCUGAUGGAAGAGCUCACUUUGAAGGGUGUUACCCAGUUCUAUGCCUUCGUUGAGGAACGUCAGAAGGUUCACUGCUUGAACACUCUUUUCUCCAAGUUGACUAUCAAUCAGGCUAUCAUCUUCUGCAACUCCGUCACUCGUGUCGAAUUGUUGGCCAAGAAGAUCACCGAGCUCGGUUUCUCAUGCUUCUAUAUCCACGCUAGGAUGUAUCAGUCUCACAGAAAUCGUGUAUUCCAUGACUUCCGUAAUGGUGCCUGCAGAUGCUUGGUGUCCUCUGAUCUAUUCACUCGUGGUAUCGAUAUCGAGAAUGUCAAUGUGGUUAUCAACUUUGAUUUCCCCAAGAACUCUGAGACUUAUCUACAUCGUAUCGGUCGUUCCGGCCGCUUUGGUCACUUGGGAAUUGCUAUCAAUAUGCUCACUUAUGAUGAUAGGUUCAACCUUUAUAGAAUUGAGCAUGAGUUGGGAACCGAGAUCAAGCCCAUCCCUAGCCAUAUCGAUGAAGCUCUAUAUUGCUAAAUACGUAGUUAGCGGCCUUAAGUCUCGAGUGUAUUGGAAAGACAGUCUGGUCCCUAUCAUCUCAAAGGGGGUUCCUUGAUUUCAAUGCCUCUUGUCUAUAAUCAUCUAUAUGUCUCGAAGUGAUUAAGGGGUGUUUCGAGGAGGAUGUUGAUCGAGACGCC